Molecule: messenger RNA, 1605 nt
Organism: Rhea pennata
Lineage: Eukaryota; Metazoa; Chordata; Aves; Rheiformes; Rheidae
Gene: ANKRD34C
Product: ankyrin repeat domain 34C
Exons: 1
Coding region: 1-1605 (534 amino acids)
Molecular function (GO): protein binding
Source: RefSeq, a predicted model, not a curated record
AUGGAUGAGGCAACAGAGCUGCAGAUGGGUGGGAACUCUCUCCUGAAGGCAGUGUGGCUUGGCCGGCUCCGGCUGACCAGGCUCCUGCUGGAAGGGGGGGCUUACAUCAACGAGAGCAAUGAGAAAGGGGAGACUGCCCUCAUGGUGGCCUGUAUCACUAAACAUGUUGACCAGCAGAGCAUUAACAAAGCCAAGAUGGUGAAGUACCUGCUGGACAACAGAGCUGACCCUAACAUCCAGGACAAGUCUGGGAAAACAGCCCUCAUGCACGCCUGCAUCCAAGGUGCUGGGGAAGAUGUGGUCUCCUUGCUGCUGGAGAAUGGGGCAGACCCCAGCCUAGAGGACCACUCUGGAGCAUCAGCUCUGGUCCAUGCCAUCAAUGCUGAUGACAAGGAUGUGCUGCAGCAUCUCUUGAAUGCCUGCAAAGCGAAAGGGAAAGAGGUGAUCAUUAUCACCAUGGAUAAAUCAGCCUCUGGCACCAAGACUGCUAAGCAGUACUUGAAUGUUCCCCCAUCAUUGGAGUUCAAGGAGAAGCCACCUGCUGAGGCUUGCACAACACCUUCCGACAUCAACCUGAAAACACCUGUCUCAGCACCUUCCCCUGCUGAGGAGGAAAAUAGCAUCUUUGACUCACACCCAGCACAUCCCAGGGACAGCCACUCUGCCAAGGCUCCCAACGAGCCACCCUCUCCCAGCCAGAAAACCUGCAAUCCCAAGAGAGCCCGCUUGCCACAGCUGAAGCGGCUGCAGUCAGAACCGUGGGGUCUUAUUGCGCCCUCAGUGCUGGCUGCUUCCACAAACCAUGAUGAUGCUAAGCGGGUCUGCACAGACGAUGAAGUAAUCAUGGGCAUCAGUGACCUGUCCUUUUCCAAAAAGGCUUCUGUAGCUAGGACCAACAGCAGCAAGAACAAAGAUCCAUCUCUCUUCCCCCUGGUAGAUGAGCAGGCUCUGAAGACACCAUCAGUCUCUGGGUCAGUCACAAGGAAAACAGUUUAUGAGAAGAGUCAGGCUGCCCAUCAGCGCUUACCCCGAAGAAGCACAGUUCCUGUAGAGUCAGAAAGCAUCAGCUCCUCCACUGUGGGCUCAGCAGUGGCAAUGGACACGCUGCACUGGAGAAGGCUGGCCACCGACUACCAUGAUUCCAACUCACAGCUUUCCUGCAGCUCCAGCACUGGUCCAGUCGAUGCAGGGAAGGUGCCUUUGGAGAGGAGGAAGCUCAACGGUUCCCAUCUGGCUUUGUCCAAUGGCUCACGAGAGUCCCUGGACAGCAUCACCAGCACAUCUCCCGGGACAGUCCGGCGCCGACCGCCCAACCUGCUAGAAAGGCGAGGAUCUGGGACCCUUCUGCUAGAUCACAUCUCUCACACAAGACCAGGAUAUCUGCCACCUCUGAAUGUGAACCCCAACCCCCCAAUCCCUGACAUUGGCUCUAACACCAAAAAUUCCUCUCCACUCACUGCUGGCUUAAAAUCCUUGGUACCCAUUGCUCCUAGCUCACCCAAAAGAGGUGACUUCAGAACCAAAAAGAAGCUCCUCCGGAGACACUCCAUGCAAGUGGAGCAGAUGAGGCAGCUCUCUGAUUUUGAGGAAAUAGUGGCUCUGUAG